AUGAUAAAGAAGACGUAUUCUGAAGUCGUCGCCACGCCUACGACAACCUCGCCUCUUGCCCUCGCUAUCAAGGCGCAACGUGCGUUAGAGUCGAGAUCAGCCCAUGAAAAAGACCUGACCAUCGUUGUCGUUGGACAUCCAGAAACAGAAGGAGAAGACCUGGCCGGCUGUGCUCGUGAAAUUUUAUCGGAAAAGCAUAUCGACCCAAGCCACAUUGCUGAAGUAUUCCGUCAUGGCACAAAAAGAGCUGGUUCUACUCGAAUCAUCAAAGUGAAAUUGACAUCAAGGAAAAGGUAUUUCUCGAUAAAGAAAGCCCUCGGACAGUCGACGUUUGGAACAUUCGCCCGCGACGACCUCAGCAUAAUAUAA
Messenger RNA from Caenorhabditis auriculariae, 369 nucleotides. NCBI's taxonomy places the organism in Eukaryota, Metazoa, Nematoda, Chromadorea, Rhabditida, Rhabditidae. The record is from the annotation of a GenBank genome assembly.